UAAAAUACAUUCAAUGAAAAUAAAUAUGCAUGAUUUGUAUUGCUUGUCAAAUUUUAUUGAUUAUUCAUUGCCCAUUCACGAACCUCUUAAACAUAGUAACAGAAUUAAGUACACUUGUUUUGAUAUAUCGGAGAAUUAUGUUAUCUUCGGAGCUACUUCCGGAUCGCUGUAUCUCUUCAAUCGUUGCAGUGGGAAAUUUUUACAUUUAAUACCAAAUAAACAUGGUCCUAUUAAUCACUUGGCUAUAUCGGUGAAUGAGAAAUAUGUAGCAUUUUCAACAAAUCGUUCCAUAUGCGUUUAUGCAGUUAAUCUGUCUGCCCAAGUAGCACCGCAAGUGAUUUAUACGAAUUUAAGCAGUGAUCAAUCAGUGCAAGUAACUUGUUUACAUUGGACACAUGAUGAGAAACAGUUCUACUAUGGAGACUCUCGAGGGCAAGUCAAUUUGGUAUUGCUCUCAUCAUUCAUGGGCCAUAGUUUACUUAAUAUGACCAUACAUACAAUACUCUUCUUGGAGUCUCCUAUAAUACAAAUUGAUGACUUUGAAUCUCUGUUAUUGGUAUCCAAUUGCUCCAAAUGCAUUUUAUGUAACACAGAAUAUGAGGAAUAUAAACAGAUUGGUAAUCGAACACGUGAUGGAGCAUAUGGAUCUUGUUUUGCCGUUUCUAAUAAUGAAGCUAUACAACCAUCAAGAAUUUAUUGCGCACGCCCUGGGUCUCGAUUUUGGGAAGUUGAUUUCGAGGGCGAUGUUAUACAAACCCACCAAUUUAAAACAGCUUUAGCUAUACCACCAGUUAAAAUACAUAAAGUAUCUGAAAGUGAAAUAGAGACAAUUGCUAAAUAUGAGGAGAAUGAUGAAAUGCUUGAUUAUCAACCACAGAAUCUACAAUUUGGAAAAGUGCAAAUGCUAAAUCAAGAUUUUCUGCUAGCAUAUACAGAAUUGGGUCUGUACGUAUUCGACAUGCGGAAAUCAAGCAUAGUACUGUGGUGUAAUCAGUUUGAACGCAUUGUUGAUUGUCGUGUCGUUAACGAUGAUAUUGUGGUAUUCACUCAAACUGGUUCAUUGUACAGUGUACGUGUGUUGCUAAUGACACAAUAUGUUUGUGAGCUUGUAAGGCAGGAAAAGUUAUUGGAAUGUGCUUGCUGUAUGCGGAAGAAUGUUAAAUAUUUUGCUGAUAAGGCGCGCGAAGAUUACGACAUGAAUGUAUUAAAUCAAAUAAAAAAUUUUCUCAUUGAUCGUCAGGAAUACGAGCUAUUGAAUGAUUUAUCAGUUAUAUUUGAUGCUAUUGCACAAUGUGAAGGUAAUGGAGAUAAUAACAGUUCCGGCGGUAGUUCAUGUACAGCGGAACGUAGCAUAAGCUUAGGUGCAACUGCAAUGCAUAAUAAAAUAAGUAAAGAACAGACAACACAUGGCAUAUAUGUUUUAGAAAAUGCAUUUUGUGAUAAUUUAAAAUCUCAAAAGAGCACUGAGAAACCCUUAAAGGAUGCCUUGUUGACUGUUACCGGUAAAUUCGGUAAAAAUAUUAUCAAAUAUAAAUUUAAUGUAUUUUCGGAAGAACAACAAAAACUUGUACAUGAACUUAUACCAACCAAUGAACGUGUCUUACCUUUUAAGGAUAUAAGAGCUUUAUGUGAAAAUGAUGAAGAAAUCGUAUGUCGUAUGAAACGGAAUAAUUCCGAUACGAACACUAAAAACUUCAAUGGGCAGCAUAUAAGCGCUGAGGAGAAAACUAUUUACAAUUUAUAUUUGAUUUGUAAAAGUGCUAAAAUCAGUAAUACGAAUUUUGUUGAAAGAUAUCGUGAUCUCUUCGAUAGCAUUGGCUCAGCACGGGAUCUCAUUAGUUUACUUGAUAAAUUGGAACAAGUAAUGCGUGAACACGGCGAUAGUGAGCUCCAAGCGAAAAAGAGUUGCUAUGAAAUGUACUUCAAUUACUUAAAUGCUGAACUCAUUUGGGAAAUGGAUGACUUUACGCGUGAUUAUAUCAGAAAUGGUUUUAUAUUGCUUAAUGCGUCUAAUGAUAUUGUGCGCUGUGAUAAUUGUAAUUUCCCAUUGCGCUUUGAUAAUUCGUGUUUAUAUCACGAUAUAGGUGCUGUGUUAUUACGUUAUUAUUGGUCACGCAAUGAGCAGGUGAAAUGUUUCGAUGUUUUGACGCAAGUGCCGGCACUGUUUGACAUUUUAGCCAGAUUUUAUUUGGCAGAAAAUAAUUUGGAUAAAAUAUUAUCUAUUGUACUUAAUUAUGGUCAGCCACAAUUACUACAGGAUAUUGGCAAGAACUUCAGCUUAUACGCAUGGGCACGUUGUUUCGAACAGUUCGUGGAGUUGCAGCAAGGCCGUUUAUCCUGUGUUAAUUGUGAAUGUGUGACACCAGUUGAGAAUGUGAACAGACAUUUCUUUUAUACAUGGAAUUGCUUCUUAGGUAUAGCAUUAGAUUAUCUGGAAGCGCAUGAUAUACUGACUUUAAUUUUGAAAUGGUCUAAUUGUAUACCAAAUGAUGCAAUUGAUCGCGAAUUUUAUACGCGAUGUUUGUUAAAGGCUUGAGAAUUGCUUCUGCGUGAUAUGACGUUAUUAAUCCUUAUAUAGUUUGGGCGUGUAACAAAAGUAUUAAGUGAAAAAUAAAUCACUAAUUAAUUCGAUAUUUAUGUAAUGGUUUUAUAUAAAUUUUAAUUAUCUCAACUUAUUAUAUUUAAAAAAUCAACCUAUAUAUAUUAUAAAGUGUGUUCUUGAUUACAUGUAUAGCUAUUAGCUUGUGUUAGUUUUACUUUGACAUUCUUUAAGUUAUAAGUGCAAUAAAUAUAUUUACAUAUAUAUCACAAUAAAUCACUUUAAUUAUUUGAGUAUUGAAAAAAUCAAGUAUUAUUUAACCUUGGAAGUUUUUUAUGUAAUGUAAGUUCACACACACAUGAAAUAUUUGAUAGCGUUAACAUAGCGCGUAUACCACCGCUUUUAAUGGGAGUAUUCCAUUAAAGCUUAAAUGAGCUAAAUUUCUACAACAAUAAAAAAAAAAGA
Molecule: messenger RNA, 3004 nt
Organism: Teleopsis dalmanni
Lineage: Eukaryota; Metazoa; Arthropoda; Insecta; Diptera; Diopsidae
Gene: pink
Product: Hermansky-Pudlak syndrome 5 protein homolog
Exons: 5
Coding region: 14-2536 (840 amino acids)
Biological process (GO): developmental pigmentation
Cellular component (GO): cytoplasm
Molecular function (GO): protein binding
Source: RefSeq, a predicted model, not a curated record